Serpula lacrymans var. lacrymans S7.9 is the source of this 795-nucleotide messenger RNA. RefSeq lists its product as uncharacterized. The transcript is spliced from 2 exons. The record is from RefSeq and is a predicted model, not a curated record. NCBI's taxonomy places the organism in Eukaryota, Fungi, Basidiomycota, Agaricomycetes, Boletales, Serpulaceae. The coding region runs from base 1 to 795 and encodes 264 amino acids. Gene Ontology annotation, molecular function: nucleic acid binding; zinc ion binding.
AUGUCGUCGCAAAGUCAACAACCCGACGUCAACACUCUGUUGCACAACAUGCGUGCACAGAUUUUGGCGUUGACCACGCAACUCACUGAGCUGCAGGCACACCCUCCUGCAGCAACCCCCUUGGUCGAGAAGAAGUUCAAUAAGAAAGUUGAAGUCAUCACUGACCCUGGCGCCUUUGAGGGAGACAGAGCGCAAUUUGCCGAGUGGUGGAUCAAGCUCCAAAUUUGGGUCAAGGCAAACUGGGAUGUGUUUGCCGAUGGAUUUGGGGUACCAACUGCGGUACUAUCUCGAUUAAAAGGACCUGUGGCGGGAAAUGAAUAUGCAGUAGAGCUGCUGAAACGCAAUGUAAACCCUCACAUAGCAGAACAGCUCUACCUACAGGAUAUGAGGAGCGAGAACCACUCUCAAGCAGCAGAGGAGGUUCAAAAAAUAGGUAGGGCCAUAGAGCUCUACAAAAUGCAUCAAGAUGGCGGGUCCACCACCAAAAACAACUAUUCCCAGAGGAGCCCUGGGUCAUCAAACCAAAAUAAAAAUCACUCUCACGGGUUCCAACCAUUUGGGUUGCAACCAGGACGGGGAGCCCCAAUGGAUAUUGGUGCGGUCCAGGGUGGACAGACGCGCAGAUUCACCUGCUACAGCUGUGGGCAGGAGGGGCACAUGGCCCAAAAUUGUCCAAACGGAGUGCGGGCCGCUCAACAAAAAAAUAACCAAGGGCGCCAGGCGCACCAAUUAGAAACAGAGAAACCGGAUGAUUGGCUCAAUACUCUGGCCGGUCGUUCAUACAACAAAAUCUGA